This is a messenger RNA of Homarus americanus (American lobster), 5420 nucleotides long. It is a transcript of the gene nesd, whose product is annotated as SHC SH2 domain-binding protein 1 homolog B-like. NCBI's taxonomy places the organism in Eukaryota, Metazoa, Arthropoda, Malacostraca, Decapoda, Nephropidae. Gene Ontology annotation, biological process: male meiosis cytokinesis; spermatogenesis. The transcript is spliced from 14 exons. The coding region runs from base 139 to 1983 and encodes 614 amino acids. The record is from RefSeq and is a predicted model, not a curated record.
GCACCCCUGCCAUUUCAAACAAGGUGGACAGAGAGGACAAGUCUGCUUUAUUAUUUUACCUCAAACAAAGAUUUACCGUGGAAUGUAUUGUUUUCAUGUAUUUGUAGUUAAUGGAUCUGUCGUUGGAGCUGCAAAGAAAUGACUGAAUUUACUCGGUUUAUGGCAAAGAGGAAGACUUGGAGUGAGAAUCCGAGCUCUAUGUUGGAACAAGGCACAUCAUCAGAAAACAAAAUGGCCGAGUCGAACAUUGAAGCUGGUACAUCAUCCAGUGUCGACAUAUCAGGAAAGGCGCCAGAUGUAUUCCGUGUUUCCUGGCUGCCGGACGAUCAUGUUGCUGAACUCACUCGCAUCCUCCAUGGGGUGACAGCAGACAGAGUGGAGACAUGUUUGGUUCAGUAUGUGGAAGAAAGCAUUGAACCAGCUGGCUGGAGAGCAAUAUGGAGACCUUCAUCUGAUCACUCUGAACUGGUCUUCAACUUCAAACAGCCUGUUGAUGUAUUUGUGGAUGUAGUUAAUGUGAGUCGUGAAGAACUGUUAGCUGAUGUAGAAAUCGUAAAGCCAGUCAAGAAUGAUCUUCCUGAGGAUGAUGUCAAGCUAUUACAGCAACAAAAAAAUGAACAGGUUACUGUGCCGCUGAUGGAACUGUAUCCACUUGCUGAACAAGAAAAUGAUGUUCUGGAUAUUACGACCACUGCUGAGAUUCUGGACCAGAUUAGGUUUUUUUACGAGCACAUUUGGCAGGCCUGGGAUCUAGAAGAAGAAAACUGCUGCUAUGACCACUACCUUAUCACUACUCGUCUGAAAUUGUACCAGGAUAUAGAGAUGGGUCACAUUCCUUCAGCUGCUGGCACAGAGAUUAGAAAUCUUGUCAAGCAAGCCAGCAUUGUAGAGAAUGAGAUUAAGAUGAUAGAGUCUUUCAAUGAAGGGGAAGAGGUUGACCAGGUUGAUGUUACCCGUCUCAUCCAGCUACACAAGCAGAUGGAGCAACUUAAAGCUCGAUAUGAAAUACUUCAGGAUCCAGUUUUUAGAGAACUGUCAAACUACGAGCAACAAAUAGAGCGGUGCAGGAUGGUGAGCCUGAAGGCAGGGGCCAGAAUUGCUAAGUUGAAGGUGGUGGUUGACUCCCUACCCAUUGGAGAGUUGGCACUGCACAUGGCUAAAUUGCCUGACCUCAUUAAAUGUCUCCCACAGUUUCAUGAUGAUGAACCUUGUGAGACAUAUCCGAGCCUCCAGCUGGCCCUGGACAUGACUAAGAAGGAAGAUGUUGUAGUGGUGUUACCAGGAAUACAUUUACUCAGCCACUUGAGACAAAUUAGUGAAGGUGGCAUGUUAAUAGGUCUUGGAGAUGGAGUAGUGAUUCAAGGGAUGGAGGAAGCCGGAGACAUCCUAAUGGACACCUCAGGGACAUUUUCCUUGCAGAAUAUAACUGUAAGACCUGCCAGUAAUCAAGUGGCAGUUCUUCACCAUGAGGGCAUCCUAACACUAAACAAUGUCACUUUUGAAGGUGGUAGUGGUAGUUUUGUUGGACUUGGAAAGACGAAUACCCAGGUUGAUGGUGUAAUCGCCCGAGGCUGUAGUGGCAUAGGGAUGGACUUCAGAGAAGGUGCCACAGCUGUUAUAUCUGGUGCUUCUGUUUAUGACUGUGGUAUAGGUAUUCAACUGAAGGAGGAGGCAAAGGUGUCACUAUCAACAAGUACCAUUACGAAUAACAAGAAACAUGGAGUCCUGUUUGUGUGGCCUGUCAGUUCUGAUAUCUCCAAGUUUAAUGACAUCCCCAAGGAGGCACUUCUAGAGUGUCUGCUACAAGAGUACAUGGGGAGCAGUGUGGAAUAUAAUGCAGAGGAUGUAGGUGUGGUAGUGGCCGAGAGCGUCUCCAUGGAUAAUGAUCCGCCCUCACCUUCCCUCUCAGAUGAAUCAAGACCUCGUAGUUCUACUGACUCCAUGGACUCGGGCUGUGAAUUUAUUGAAAACAUCGGAGGCUGAUUAGUGUUUGUUUUAUGCUCACAAACAUGUUUAAUAUAUACACUAUAGUGUUUUUCCUCAAGACGAUUUAUAGUUAAAGUAAGUUGAAAUAAAAUGAAUAGUAUGUACUGUAUAUCUGAACAAAUGAAAUACUGUACAUUUAUUAUUUACAUGAUAUGGUUAAUUUUCCUUUGUUGAAAACAAUUAUGUAAUUAUGAGUUUUUAAUGCAGCCAGAUAGAACAUAUAAAAUAGUAAUGAUAAUAUUAAUACAGUAUGAUAAUAAUAGCAUUUGUAAAAAAAAAGUAUAUAUUGCUUAAGCUCUUGUACAGUGAUGCAUGAAUAGUUUGUUAUUACAUAGUGUGUGCACCUUUGUAAACCUGUAUGUUGAGGCAUGAUUGCACUUUUGAGGCUCCAAAAUUCUGAAAUAUUCAUUACAGUACUACAGUAUCUGUAAUUCUCAACUUAUAUGAAUCUCAUUCAUCUAAAUAUUCAUUUUCCUUCUGUCCCAUUUUAACUUCUUUGAACUUUCUUCUUUUCUAUCCUCCAUUGUGUGUUGAACUCCAUGUAAAAGUACAAAAAGUGGCACACUUCCAAGGAAGCUUUAUAUUUCUUACUCGAUAAAUUUUAAAGUAUAGUACUGUACUGUAAUUAAACAGAGAUACAGCCCAAGCUUCCAAACCUAAGGUUCACUGUUUCACACCCACAGCAUGCCCAUUUCACAUAUCUGUAAGUUAUUACCUAAUUUUACACUAGUAAAUGAAGCAAUCAAGUGCAUUGCUGGCCACACUGCCUCUUCAUGUACUGAAGGAUACUGUGUAUUAUAUCCAUACUGCCUCAAACAAGCCAUCAGGCUAAUGGGACCAACUUUUGCUUAUCACACUGAUUAAGAAGUUGCAGUUUUCAUGUUUUUGUUAUCCACCCAUUUGUAGAGUUUACACCAUCUUUUAACGAUUGUAUUCAUUCCUUACUCCUUUUGGUUUUAUCUUUUUGUUUUGCCACCUCAAUUUAAAUUUUUUCUUUGCUUCAUUUGCUCCUGUUCCCCACUUGAAUACUGAGAGAGACUCCUCCCUUCCUAUUUCUCUCACAGUCUCAAUGUAGGUAUUAGCAGUCUUACCUUACUACAAAGUUAAUGUGGAGAAUCCUCCUGUCAGUUAUUUCCUUGUUUUUAAGUAUAGUAAUUGGCUUUUGAAGGUGCAGUGAUGGGCACAUGUUAUGGAUAUGUACAUUACUGUAUAUACAAGGCCAGAUUGAUUUUAUCGUAAGUGCAGUAAAAUACCAAUUUUAUAGAAUAGUUCGGGACCAAGUCCAUUUUUAAAAAUAAAUUUUUCUCGAGAAUCAAUACAAAUGAAAGACUUGACUACAUUUUGCAAGCUUACAUAAGGUUUCACAAUGUAAUAGCUCCACUUUCUUGUUUGCUGUCAGAGUAAGUCCUCUUAUGUUUUGCUGUAAAUGAUGCUGGGCAAUCCAUUGAUCGUUUUUGGGGGAAGAUAAUGUUAACACUGAGGUGCAAAACAUAGUAAUCAAAACACAAGAGUGAUGUGAGCUGGCCUGAGUCAACAUGUGGGCUGAUUCCCACACGGGGAAAGAUGGCGGAGGAUUUAAUUCAACAUAUCUUCUCAGCAGAACCAAGUGUAGGUAGUGGAACACAUCCAUUCCCCAAAUUUUCCAUUUCUAUUAAAUUACAUAUACAGUAUAAGUUCAGUACAGUACAUAAAAUUGGUAUUUUACUCUUAUUGCAGUAUUCUGUCCUAUGUGGUAGAAGGCAGUUGCCAUACAGUAUUUUCUCGAUAUAACAGAAUCCGUUAAAGGAAUUCCGAUUUUAAGAAACGAUUUUUUCCAUUACUGAUUUUCCAAUUUAGCGAACUAAAUUGAGUAGAAUUUCGUUAAUUCCACCAAAACGGCUGCAAACAGCACUGCUCGCUUGCUCAGUCUGUGUCCUGUGUGUGUGCUAUCUGCCCAUUCACUGCUUGUGACUGUUUCUUGCCCUAUAUGUGCUAUGAAAUCAUGGCAAAAGUGAAGCAAAGGUCUCAGUAAGGAAAUGGGUGUGUUUUUUAACGGACUCUACCCAAUUUAACGAACUUCCGUUAAAUUGGGAAAUAAUAAAUGGAAAAGAAUUCACAACUCAUUUUAACGGAGAGGAGAGGCUCAAAUUAGUUUACUUUAAGAUUAUUGAAUGUUUUAUUAUAUAUAUUAUUGUAAAACAAGGGAAGGAUGGUUUAUGGUUUUAGAUUUUGAUUAGACAGCUGAAUAUUUGGUUGACCAUGAAUAUUUUUUUGUCACGAAGAAAGAUAAUGAAAAAAUAACAUGUGACCAUCUGCAGUAUGUACAAACUCUUGUUAUUUGCAGGAGUUAGAUUCCAAGGAAUGGCAUGAAUAGGCAAAACUGUGAAGCGCAACUUCUACUACCUUAGUGCACUAUGUCAAACAACCGACCAGCUGCGGCAGCCUUCAUCCCCACUCUUAACUCUCUUUGUCAGGGUUAUAUCUGGCUUCUGCCUUUUACAUUUUACUCCACUAGCAUCACUAGCACUGACACUAGGCAGUGUUUUAGGGGCCAUUUCACACAGAAACCCUAAAGUUUUGAGAGUACAACACAAAAUGCUGCAUGGGGUGACUUGUUGUAUUGUGGAAAAAGGCUCGCAGGCUAGCCGCCAUAGCCACCAUCUGCUUACUGCGAAUCGUUGAAACGAAUCGAAACCCGCAAAUAGCAAGGGUCUACUGCUUUGUUUAUUGUAUUGGUUUUACAUGUUGUCUUAGCUCACCAAAGCCCUUCACUCCAUUCUGCUUGGCUGUGUCCUUCCCCACAUGAUGAAUAAUAAAUAAAUAAUUAAUGGGGGUUUCUGGGGUGAAGUGAGAUGAUUUUUACUUAGGAUUAGGAACUAAGGUAUUCUGUCUCCAGAACAUUUGCAGAAACAGGAAAAUUCUUCCCGAUCAGUUUAAUUGAAUGAUUAUACAGGAUCGUACUUGGCAGAGAAGGAAACUCCCAUGUAUGCCAUUUUAUUUUCAAAGAAAGGUAAUGAAGUAUUGAAACAUAUUGUAAAUUAAUUCCUUAGUGUCAGACAUUGCUACUCAUCUGCCAGUGUUUAGUCUGGAGAUGUUCUGUAUCCUGUAUAUUGUUUUUAAAGAAUUAUUUGUUUCAUUCCAAUGAUUUGAAAUGUAACUGAAAGGAGGAUAUAGACUAAAUGCUUGUAUAUUUUGAUCAAGUAUUUACAAAAUGUUUAUUUUUUUGCAUUGUUGGUUGUAUUUGAUUUGUAUUUCAAUAUUGCUUCAAUGUGUGUGAUUAACAUACAGUAUACAGUAAAUAUUUUUUCUUGAUGGCUGUGACUAUAUAUGGUAAUGAAUUAGAAAGGCAAAUUGUGAUUGAAUUAGUUACAUAUUGGUGAAUGAAAUUUAUGGUAAUGUAGUAUAUAUUAGGUUCUUUUCAACACAUUCAAGAAAAUUAUAAUAUAAACACAUUU